This is a messenger RNA of Aspergillus welwitschiae, 1452 nucleotides long. Its product is annotated as questin oxidase family protein. The record is from RefSeq and is a predicted model, not a curated record. Gene Ontology annotation, molecular function: oxidoreductase activity. The transcript has 4 exons. Bases 28 to 1335 code for a protein of 435 amino acids. NCBI's taxonomy places the organism in Eukaryota, Fungi, Ascomycota, Eurotiomycetes, Eurotiales, Aspergillaceae.
UAUCUAUCUAUCUAUCAGCACCAAGCAAUGGCCACUGCUACCAAGAUCUGUUUAACCCCCGCCCACGGGGGUGUCUAUAGUGUUCCGGGUCUCAGCUGGGCCUCAGCACGCAAAGUGAGUGAAGUCCUUCAGCACGACAUGGAGAAUCAUCACGUUUAUCUCAACAAUAUUGGAUUUCACGAUCAUAUCGUGCAUUUCAUGCUCACAAUCUGGGCCCUUGGAGCCUCUCCGGAAACCAUUCAACUCCAGUAUGAGCGAGAAGCUAAACGCCAGCGGCCCGCCUUUCCCCGAGACGAAGCCCUUGUUUCAUCCUUCCACGACAAGAAGAAGUUCAUGAAAUUCAUGUAUCAGGAAGAGCAAUACUCCAACUACCUCGCCUUCUUCCAGGGCGAGAUCACACGCAAGGGCGUCCCGGCGGUAAUCAAUGAGUAUUUAUUCGGGGGCGACGAGCUCGCCGAAUCGCUCCUCUCCCGCAUGUUCGCAGGGCUGGUCCACCCCAUCAUCCAUCUCGGGUUUGGGAUUGAAUUCCAGCAGCCCGCCAUCGUCGCCCAGGCUCUGGCGCAGGCAUCAGUGCACCAGGAUUAUCUUGCCGACCGCUUCUACAGGCCCACGGAAGCUCUCUCAGCUAGUACUCCGAAGACGAGCAAAGCGCUGGUGGAGAUUAUCACGGAGAUGCGUCGCGAUCAACAUCUUCGCGACGCCGCCCUCCAUGGCGACACUGAGAUCUUCGAGGAUGGGAUCCUGAAGCGCGCGGAUGCAGCCAUCUUAAAAUACUGUAGCCAAUGGAAGGUUCCUGAAGACCAGAUCGACGAGAAGCUAGUUGAAAUGAUCAACACUGCCAUUGACUGGACCGCCACCGCCCAGAACCCUAAGAAGGAGUUGAAGCUCGACUUUUUCUACAUCCACGCCGUCAACCUCUCCAUUUUCUUCAAAGCGUUUAUGGACCUGCCCUAUCUGAAGGCCUCAGAUAAAGCCCGCCUGCUGGAAAUGAAGGGCCGCAUGGAUCUCCUGAUUUGGGCGUCACGGAAGAUGCCGGAACCCCAGCCGGACGACAUCAUGAAUUACCCAAUCCACCUGGGUUGGCCCGAGGUCUUCGCUCAGAGCUAUCUCCACCCUUCCGAUGACGGCCACCUGUCCAAGUUCGUGCGCACCGUGGCCUUCGCGGAGCAGCUCUGCCGCCCUUACGAGGACUCCAAGACCCUGCCCGUGCGGGGGGACAUGUGGCUCAAAAUUGGCAAUAUCGCGGUCGACUCUGUGGGUGUGAUAUUCCAAGACCUUUGGGUGCGAGGAUCUGGAUUUUCUGAGUCAUGGGAGAAGUUUGGACCUCGAACAUAGUCAACUCUACCUUUCCCCGUUCCCUUGUCAGAAUCUCGGUUAGGUGCCAGGUCUGAGGCUAUCGAUAAUGAAGGGUAUACUCUCUCCUCUGCCUUCAAUAACCAAAUAUACGCAUCG